GGCUGACGACGUUCCGGCUACAACAAUGGCUGAAUAGAGAGAGGUGAGACAUCCCUGAGAACAUGGCCCGUGUGGAGCACUGUAGACGCUUGCUGGACAAGUUACAGAGACAGCGAGAAGCGGCCUUCCUGUGUGACUGCGCUAUUCUGAUCGGCGACUUCCAGUACAAAGCUCAUAGGAAUGUGUUGGCUUCUUUCAGUGAAUAUUUUCGAGCCCUUUUCACGGACUCCUCGGACUGUAGUGUACUUCUUGACCAGACGCAAGUGACACCAGAUGCAUUCCACACAGUGCUGGAUUUUAUUUACAGCGGGGACUUGCAUUUUGACAGGUGUCACUUACAAGAAGUCCUUACGGCCGCAGAAUACUUGAGGCUAGAAGAGGUAGUUCUGACGUGUAGGACUAAACUGGACUGUGCUGCCACGGAGAGAGCCUGUAGUACAGAGCUGCCUCCUGCAGAGGAUUCUCCUGAUACCAAGAAAUCACCAAAACGUCCAGAAAACAUAAGACAAGAUGUAUGUCUGGCCAAGAGGGUUAAAGCCAGAAAAACUGCUCGGAGCAAAAGAUGGAAAAGGAAACUACCCUGUACCCCAGAAACUUCAAGGAAGGGGGGAGAUCAGCAGAAAACAGCGUCGGACCCCCACCUGCCUGUCAAUAAACUGGAAGAAUCUGUAGCAGAGCAGCUGACUCAGGUUAAAGAUAGCGGUCUGCCACCAGUGUGUUCUGCGCUGAACCCUGGAAGCUUUUCACCAGACACUAACGUUGCAUCAGUGAAGCAAAAACAAGUCAAGUCUCCACAAACCGGAGCCCUGAAGGAACACUGUAUGGCCAGUAUCACAAGUGCAUCUAACAUGUGCAAGAUGGGGAAAGACGUGGAUCAGAAAUACUUGAAGAAUAAACCUACGUGCAAUACUUGUGGGAAGGUUUUCUCAGAAGCCAGCAGUCUUCGGCGACACAUGCGGAUCCACAAAGGUGUCAAACCUUAUGUGUGUCAUUUAUGUGGAAAAGCUUUCACUCAGUGUAACCAGCUAAAAACGCAUGUAAGGACCCAUACAGGAGAAAAGCCAUAUCAGUGCAAGCUUUGUGAUAAAGGUUUUGCUCAGAAAUGCCAAUUGGUCUUUCACAGUCGAAUGCAUCAUGGAGAAGAGAAACCCUAUAAAUGUGAUAUGUGUAAUUUACAGUUUGCCACUUCCAGCAAUUUAAAGAUUCAUGUCAGAAAACACAGUGGAGAAAAGCCAUAUGUCUGUGACAGGUGUGGUCAGCGAUUUGCACAGGCUAGCACACUGACCUACCAUGUCCGGCGACACACCGGUGAGAAACCGUAUGUCUGUGACACCUGUGGAAAAGCAUUUGCGGUCUCCAGUUCUCUGAUUACUCAUGCAAGGAAACAUACAGGGGAGAAACCUUACAUUUGUGGAGUUUGUGGAAAGAGUUUCAUUUCUUCUGGAGAACUUAAUAAGCACUUUCGGUCUCAUACAGGAGAAAGGCCGUUUGUCUGUGACGUUUGUGGAAACUCCUAUACUGAUGUGAAAAAUUUGAAGAAGCACAAGCUGAAAAUGCACAAUGGAAAUGAAGAAACAGAUGAAGCAGAACCUACUGACAGAAGCCUCAGUGAGGAAGACACGGCAAAGAACAGUUCAGCUCCAGACUGUCUGGACUUGAAACCGUCUGAGUUGUUCUUACCUCUCACUCUCCAUAUUGGCCCAGAAGACCAUCAGAUGUUGCUGCCUGUAUCAGAUAGUCAGUGUCUCUCUUCUGACUCUUUGUUGAGGACGUCGGCCAACAGCUAUUCAGAGCCACAAUUUAUAUUUUUACAGCAAAUGUACUGACAGAGAACUGUCUAAAAUCAGACAAAAUACUCUUUCUGUAGGCUGAGCCUAAGCUGGAGUUUUAGAGCUGCACUUUUCUGCUUUCUAGAGGAACACUUUGUUUGAUGUGAUAUACCGUCCUACAUGUUCUUGUAUUGUUUUACCAGCACAUUUGCCAGUCCUAUUUCUUGAUAAAUAAUUAAUGUGGUAGAAUGUUUACAGAACUGUAUUUAGCUUAAAGGGGUCCUCUGGGCUUUUACUAAUAUCUCUCUGCCCCCUGUGGAAGACUGCAGUACAUACCCUUCUGUUGCCCCGCCAUCUCCGCUGUGCUCACGUGAACCUUUGGACUGGCUGCAGUCUCUUCCGCCAAGGUCCCGUCUGGAUAUGCUCCUGAGUUGUCCUGUUCAGCUACAUAAUGUAAAUGCAGCAGAACAGGAAGACUCUGGUUGGGACCUCAGCGGAAGAGCCUGUAGCCAGUCUAGGAGGUUACAUGAGCACAGCAGAGAUGGCAGAAUCGGCUGUGCAACAGGGGGGAGUACUGCUGAAAUGACCUUGCUUCCACAGGUUAGAAGGCAGAGGGAUUUUAGUAAAAGCCAGAGGACAUAAAGACAUUAGACAUAUAUCUGAACCUUUGCCCUAGGUAUCAUGUAUAGUAAAACUCUGGAAAUAAAAGCAGCAGUUUCCCAGGCUGCCUACCACCAAGGACAUGGUGACGGGUUAAAAUAAAAUGCAAGGUUCCAGCACCAGUCCAGCAUAAAACUUCCUUUAUUAAAUCAUGGAAGAUGAAAAAGUAAGACUAGUAAAGUGACAACCUUUAAAGAGAACCUCCCACCAUGAAAUGCAGUGCAAUGUUAGAGAGCAGAAGGAGCUGAGCAGAUUGAUAUGUAGUUUUAUGGGAAACUAUUCAGUAAAACUUGUAAUUUAUACAUUUAAACCUCUGCUCUUUCUGAGCUCAAUUGUACAUGGGACCGUCUUAUCGGUGACUGACAGCUAUCUCUGUAUACACACCUAUACAGAGAAUAAUAUCAAUCACUGAUUAGACAGCUCCCAUGUACAACUGAGCUCAUAGAGAGCAGAGAUUUAAAUGUAUAAAUAACAAGUUUUACUGACUCUCUUCCCACAGAUUUGUCGUUUGGUACAGUGUAUCAGUGAAGUCACAAGCUCUUGGCACAGGAGAGAGAUGUGCUUACCGUCUGCUGUAAGAAACUGCAUAAGUUCCCAUUCACUGACAGAGUGCAAAGAUCUUAACUGGCAAGGAAUUGAACUACAAAUUCUAUUAGUAAGUUGCAGAACUAUUCAGUCAUUAUAAGACUCACAAACUCAGAGCCAUUUUAAAAAGAUGUGGAGGAAAUCAUGUCUGCCUGUACAUAUGCAAAAUGACAUACCGUCCACUCACAUCAAUGUGUAAUGGGAGCUCUAUGAUGUCAUACGCCAUGUUGUCAAUUUUAGGACAAUCACUUUCAGCUUUUUGAAAUAUGUCAUUAGUUUACAAGCACUCAAACCCAACCACAUGUCUUAUUUAGAUCAUCCAGUUCCAGAGAUUGGGGGUUGUUGUUCUGCUCAGCUUUGACAGCAGGUGAAUCAUCUGAUGUGCUGCUGUCUCAGCCCUGUAGCCUGUAUAAGGAAUACAAAUGUAGGCACUGUUCUGGACAUCCACUGGUUGGAUCACAGGCUGAUUCCCAGCAUUGGCUGCUUCCUCAGGCAUGUAGCUUGUAUAAAAAUACUCAUGCAUUUUUUUUUUCUUUCAUGUUAAUUAAUGUUGCUUUACUAUAUGUAAAUAGAUGCUGGAGAAAUUCUGAGGAUAAUGGGACUUCAUGAAAACAGGGUCUUUUAUGAUUAGGUCAUCUUGGUUCUUCUGGCCCACUUUUAGCACACUCUUUUGCACUAUUAUGUCAGUUGGGUGGUGGGUCUAUACCCUCUGCA
Molecule: messenger RNA, 3728 nt
Organism: Bufo bufo (common toad)
Lineage: Eukaryota; Metazoa; Chordata; Amphibia; Anura; Bufonidae
Gene: MYNN
Product: myoneurin
Exons: 8
Coding region: 63-1826 (587 amino acids)
Biological process (GO): regulation of transcription by RNA polymerase II
Cellular component (GO): nucleus
Molecular function (GO): DNA-binding transcription factor activity, RNA polymerase II-specific; RNA polymerase II cis-regulatory region sequence-specific DNA binding; protein binding
Source: RefSeq, a predicted model, not a curated record